Molecule: messenger RNA, 238 nt
Organism: Cricetulus griseus (Chinese hamster)
Lineage: Eukaryota; Metazoa; Chordata; Mammalia; Rodentia; Cricetidae
Source: RefSeq, a predicted model, not a curated record
AAUUUGCCAUUUUCAGUGGAAAACAAGUGGUGGUUACUGGCUAUGAUGACUGUGUACUUUGGAUCUGGAUUUGCCGCUCCCUUCUUUAUAGUAAGGCACCAACUACUCAAAAAAUGAGGAUAUUUAAUUCAUCUCUCUAACAGAAUGAAGAUUGUUUAAGAGAUAUGAUCUGAAAAUUGGAUUAAACUCUUGAACUCUUAUUACUAAAUAAAAUUGUAAAUAAACUGACAUGAAUAUU